AUGCCUAAGCAACCCCAGAAGAGCGGCUUCAGUGGUGGGUCUGGAAGUGGAUUCGGCAGUUCUUCUAUUAGAAGCUCGGCAGGUGGAUUUGGAGGAUCAUCAGCAAGCUUUGGAACCUUAGCCGGUGGAACCUUUGGAGGAACAGCCGGUGGAGCUUUCGGAGGUUCUGCUGGGGGAGGUUUUGGAGGGCCAGCUGGUGGAGCCUUCGGAGGUUCAGCUGAUGCAGGUUUCGGGGGAGCUGGCAGUGGAAGUUCCCUUAGCGGAAGCUACAGACCUUCAGGUCCCGUAGUCCCCAUCUUAGUAGAUGACCGUCAGGGACCUGAUGAGUAUGGAAACUACAAUUUCAACUUUGAAACUGGUGAUGGCAUCAGUCGUCAGGAGCAAGGCGCCCCUCAGGGUCCAACUGGUGCUGUGGCAGCUCAGGGAGGAUGGACAUUUACUUUCCCCGAUGGAACUCCCGCUGUUUUCAAGUUCGUAGCAGAUGAAGGUGGUUACCGCGUGGAAUCUGACCUGGUGCCCACGCCCCAUCCUCUUCCCGCCCACGCUAUCGCCCAGAUCGAGAAGGCUCGUCAGGAAGACGCUGCUGCAGCUGCUGCAGGUGUACGUGGAUCAUACAGCGCUGCUUCAGAUUCUUCUUCUCAGUUUACUGGAGUACCUGCUGGAGGCCUCGGUAGUUCACCUGCUGGAGGUUUCGGUGGUUCAACUGGUGGAGGGUUCGGUGCUUCACCUGUUGGUGGCUUCAGUGGUUCACCUGCUGGUGGCUUCGGUAGUUUACCUGCUGGUGGCUUCGGUAGUUCGAGCCGUGGAUCCACUAUCGUGGCUCCCAGUAGGACUUACGGUGCGCCAUGAUCAUACUGUACCAAAGACGCCAUAAUCUUCACUCAUUUUCACUGGAUAUUCAUUACUUAAUUGAUACCACUGUGAUUACUGUUGCCGUUAUUAUUUCUUAGCCCUACUAUUGUUAAUUUAGCAACACUUCAUCUUUGCACUUUGUCAUAUGAUGUUGCGUAGACUAUGUGCUUAUUACUUUUACUCUGAUUUAUUUAAUAAAAACAAUUGG
Molecule: messenger RNA, 1060 nt
Organism: Cherax quadricarinatus
Lineage: Eukaryota; Metazoa; Arthropoda; Malacostraca; Decapoda; Parastacidae
Source: RefSeq, a predicted model, not a curated record